CAUCAUUUCUUAUAGUUACAGUACUGCGCGCUCAGCUGUAACCUGUAACGUAACCAACCGUGUCAUCACUGACACCAAUAGGAACUCACCACGCUUUAGAUGCACACACGUGUAUUGAGCUCUCGGCUUCUAUCUGUUUGCAAAUUAAACACUUUAUUAUUGUUCGAAAACAUGAAAGAAAUUCUAGUUUACUUUCCGUUUAUGAUUUUAACGUUACUUGCUCUUUGGACAAGUUCUGUCAAAGCUAAAGGAACACAAUACGUGACUUGUGGUUCUAUGUUAAAAUUAAUGAAUGUAGACCAUAAAGUCAGAUUACAUUCCCACGAUGUAAAAUAUGGAAGUGGUAGUGGCCAACAAUCUGUAACUGGUACAUCGACAAAAGAAGAUGGAAAUUCGUAUUGGCUUGUUAAAGCUGGAACAAAGAGACAGUGUACUAGAGGAACGCCAAUCAAGUGUGGAGAUAUCAUAAGAUUAGAGCAUACAACAACAAAAAAGAAUCUUCAUUCUCACCGUGUUAGUUCACCUCUUAGCGGUAAACAAGAAAUUUCUGCUUAUGGAGAUAGUAAGGGAGAAGGUGAUAACGGUGACAAUUGGCUUCUAGUAUGUCACACUGAGUUUUGGAAAAGAGAUGAAUCGAUCAUGUUAAAGCAUGUAGAUACGGAUACAUAUUUAGCGGUAAGCGGAAGGGUUUACGGUAGUCCAAUUAAUGGUCAAAGCGAAGUAGUAGGCGAAUAUUCUCUUAGUAGUCCCCAUGUUGAAUGGGUAACAGCAGAAGGAGUAUUUAUUCAUCCUAAUGACUUUAAAGCCCAACAUAAUGCGCAUACAGAAUUAUAAAAUAAAUUAUUUUAUGGCAAAUAUACAGAAUAUCUAUUGUACAUUACUACAAGUAGAAAUCCAUGUCAGCUUCUUUUUAACUUAUAUUAUAAAUCAGUAUCCGAUUGUUCUAUAUUUUUGUAAAGAAAGAUUCUCCGUAAAAGUAUGCAAGUUAAUCUACCACAUCAGGAAUGAAUAGAAAAAUAACUCUUCCAUUACAAUAAUUUUUAAGAACAAUUGUAGAAAGCCAAAUACCGUCAUUUACUAUUCUUAUGAUUUAGACAAAAGCUAAGUAAAAUCGUGAAUAGUUUAAUGCAGUCUGUAUUAUAGAUAUAAGAAUGUAAGAAUACAAAGUUGUUUCAUCAUUUAACUUAUUUACUAGCUCUGAAAAUUUAUGUAAAGAGUGCAGAACCAGUCUGAUUUUAUUUGUGCAAAUGUAUAUGUGUAGAUGUAUCGAAUAUAUGUGAUAUUUAUUAUAAUAUAAUACAACUUGCAAUAAUCGAAAAA
Messenger RNA from Hylaeus volcanicus, 1320 nucleotides. Its product is annotated as stromal cell-derived factor 2. The record is from RefSeq and is a predicted model, not a curated record. NCBI's taxonomy places the organism in Eukaryota, Metazoa, Arthropoda, Insecta, Hymenoptera, Colletidae. Bases 100 to 834 code for a protein of 244 amino acids. The transcript is spliced from 4 exons.